ACAGAUAUGACUCAUGUUAUGCUGGAAGUAGUGGGAAUGACUUGUCAGUCUUGUGUCAAGGCCAUCAACACUGCCUUGUCUGUUCUGCCUGGUAUUCACUCUUACUCUGUGUCAUUGGAAACUAACUCGGCCUCUGUCUACUACGAUCAAGGGUUGGUCUCUUCAAAUGAUAUCAUCGAAGCUAUCGAUGAGUGUGGCUUUGCAGUAGCCCUGAAUUCUGAAUUGGCUUGUAUGCCAAAUACUAUCCAAAAGCACUCGCAAGUCUGUUUGUCCAUUCGAGGCAUGACUUGCGAAUCGUGUGUCAAUUCCAUCACAAAUAUCUUGAUCACCAUGUCGGGUGUGUUGUCUGUCUUGGUGUCUUUAUCUUCCGAAUCGGCUGUCAUCAAAUUUGAUCCCGUUUUGGCUUCGCAUCACGAAUUUGUCACUGCCAUCGAAGAUGCUGGUUUCGAUGCUUCCGUCGUUACAAUCUCUCAUGAUAUAAAUGACUCGUCUUUCGACUCGUCUUUUGAUCAUACUUCAAAUCCUAAACCAUCUGUACAGGGUAUGACCUGUGCAAGCUGUGUUGCCUCUAUAGAACGCCAUCUUCAAUCCCAACUCGGUAUCGUGUCUUGCAAAGUCGCUCUUUCGUUGGAACGUGCCGAAGUCGAAUUCGAUCCCUCUGUCUUGAGUGAACAAAACAUCUCUGAAAUGAUCAACGAUAUUGGAUUCGAAGCUCGUACGCUUGUCUUGUCUGAUAUCGGUACUGUUGAUUUGGGUAUUCUAGGCAUGACGUGUGGUAGUUGCUCUGGAAAAAUUGAAAGAGAAGUGUCAAAACUUGCUGGAAUGUCUAAAGUCUCCAUCAAUCUGUUGGGUCAGUCUGGAAAAUUCGAAUACAAAAAGAAUCUGAUUGGCGUACGGGAUAUUGUUGACAAAAUUGAAGCUCUUGGGUUUCAUGCUGUUAUUGCCGAGGCUGGAUCUCAUUUACAAGUAGAAUCUCUUUCUAGAACUCGUGAAAUUCGUAAAUGGCGAAAGGCUUUUUGGACAUCAUUCUACCUUGCUAUUCCCGUUUCGUUUACUUCCAUGAUCCUUCCUAUGCUCAUACCUGAUAUCAUCGACAUUGAUGUUAUUUUUCCUGGUCUGAAGCUUGGUGAUUUGAUCAUGAUGCUAUUUACAAUUCCUAUCCAAUUUGGAACGGGUCAACAGUUUUACAGGGCUUCGUACAAGGCCUUGAAGCAUAACAGCUACACCAUGGAUGUGCUGGUGACUCUUGGCACAACCCUUGCAUUCGCAUUUUCAAUCCUUUCCAUGCUCAAUACUAUUGUUCGAGGCGGUACUCCUCGUGCACAGGUGUUUUUUGAAACAUCAUCUACGCUUAUAACAUUUGUUAUGCUGGGUCGGUAUCUUGAAAACAUGGCCAAAGCAAAAACGGGUAGUGCACUAUCUAAACUCAUGUCGCUUGCUCCAUCUAAAGCAACAUUACUGGAAACAAACAAAACUACGGGUGUGCUGUCCGAGCGAGAGCUGCCUAGUGAUUUGAUCAAGGUUGGAGACUUGCUAAAAAUUGUUCCUGGUGAUCGUAUUCCUGCUGAUGGAACAGUCGAGUUUGGUGUGACUGAAAUUGACGAAUCGCUCAUCACGGGUGAACCUGUUCCAGUCACCAAAUAUGUCAAGGAUAAAGUCAUUACUGGAACCGUAAAUGGAUCGGGUAUGGUUUACAUUCGCGCUGACCGUGUCGGUAACGAUACAACUCUUUCCCAAAUUGUAAAGCUUGUUAGUGAUGCUCAAACAUCCAAAGCUCCAAUUCAAAACAUUGCCGACAAGAUUGCUGGCAUCUUUGUUCCCACUGUCAUUUUUCUUGGUGCUGCCACAUUUAUCAUGUGGAUAUGUAUUAUUCAAGCGACACAAUGGAUCCCUGCGAGUUUUCCUGCCGACAGUCAUUGGUUGUUUGUAUGCUUGAGCAUGUGCAUUUCUGUGAUUGUUGUUGCUUGUCCAUGCGCUUUGGGUCUUGCUACACCCACUGCAGUGAUGGUAGGAACGGGUGUGGGUGCAAAACUGGGUAUUUUAAUCAAGGGCGGCGGUCCACUUGAAAUGGCUCACAAGAUUUCAAAAAUUGUAUUCGACAAAACAGGCACAUUGACCAAAGGAAAAAUGAGUCUUGUUGAAAUGUGUGUGUAUCCUAUUCCAGAUAUUCCCAAAUUAACCGAGAAAAUGCUACUGGGAAUGGUGGGUGCUGCUGAAAACAAUUCUGAGCAUCCACUAGGAAAAAGCAUUGCUAUCCAUGCCCGACAACGAUUGAUGCUACCCCAGCAUGCGGCAUUUUCAGAAACAAUUUCCGACUUUCAUGCUGUACCUGGAUCUGGCAUUUCUUGUCAUGUAUCCAAUACUGCUUUCUCAAAAACCGAGUCUUAUGUCCUUCAAAUUGGAUCUCACCAGUAUCUAUCCAAGCAACAUCACAUACAGUUCACUGAUGUACACAUGGCAACCAAAGUAAAACACGAAAAACAAGGACGGACUGUUAUCUUUGCAGCAGUGAAUGGUCAUCUAGCUGGCCUGUUUGCUUUAGCAGACAUACUCAAGUCUGAAUCAUUGUUGGUUGUACGAGCUCUUCAGCGCAUGAAGGUUCAGGUGGCCAUGGUUACAGGAGAUCAAGAAUAUACUGCUCACGCUAUUGCUAAACAAUGUGGCAUUACAGAAGUGCACUUUGGGACUUCUCCACAAGGUAAAAAGCGACUGAUUGAAGCCAUGCAAAACGAGGGACAUAUUGUAGCCAUGGUAGGCGAUGGGAUCAAUGAUUCUGCCUCGCUGGCACAAUCUGAUAUGGGCAUUGCAGUCUAUGGUGGAACGGAUGUAGCGGUUGAAGCUGCCAGUGUAGUUCUUAUGAGACCGGAUUUGACUGAUGUCGUGACUGCAAUGGAUUUAUCACGAACGAUUUUCAGACGAAUUUGGAUUAAUUUUAUAUGGGCUAGUGUAUAUAACAUGUGUAUGAUUCCUCUUGCAAUGGGAAUAGGCACACCUUGGGGCAUCACACUCCCAGCCAUGGUAUCUGGGUUGGCAAUGUCAAUGAGCUCUGUCUCGGUUGUCGUGUCAUCGUUACUUUUACGAAACUAUCAACGUCCA
Batrachochytrium dendrobatidis JAM81 is the source of this 3096-nucleotide messenger RNA. RefSeq names its product Cu(2+)-transporting P-type ATPase CCC2. The record is from RefSeq and is a predicted model, not a curated record. Lineage: Eukaryota; Fungi; Chytridiomycota; Chytridiomycetes; Rhizophydiales. Gene Ontology annotation, cellular component: membrane. The transcript has 2 exons. Gene Ontology annotation, molecular function: ATP hydrolysis activity; ATP binding; P-type divalent copper transporter activity. Gene Ontology annotation, biological process: monoatomic cation transport; copper ion homeostasis. The annotation marks the transcript as partial.